AUGCGUGCUUCACAUCCCUGCGGUUUCCCAUCGCCCCAGUCCCAGCCGCAUCAUCAGCAUCAGCUGCAGCAAGCUUUUCCUUCUCCUCCAACCUCCUUCUCCUCCAACCUCCUUCUCCUCCAACCUCCUCCUCCUCCUUUGUCUCCUCGCCUCACCCACCUCCCUGCCCCUCCUCGCCUUGCUCUUCCCUCUCGCUGCAGUCUCCUCCACUCCUCUUAUCAACACACCCCCUUCUCUUCAGACACCACCCCCACCUUUCCUCCUCCACCUUUCCUUUUCCUGCCUCCUCACCCCUCCCGUCCGCAUGCCCGCACACCCACACCCUCCCCAUCCUUCGCCUUCUCCCCUGCUCUUGCUACCUGUCCAACCCCUCUCGCCUCUGCCCCGUCGCCUAUGUUCUCCUCACCCCUGUCCCCGCUCAGUACGUCACCAGGGCCCACCACGCUCGCAGUAAUACCAGCAGGGGCAGCAUCAGGAGAGGUGGCAGUGGCACGAGAAGGAACUCGUUUUGAGACGUCUCAAAACGAGGUGGCAGUGGCACGAGAAGGAACGCUCAAGGCGAGGCUGCUGGCGGGGCAGGGGGGAGGGCUGGCAGGCAGAGGCGAGGAGCAUCGGGAGGGAGUGUCAUCUCAUCUCGUCGUUCUUCUUCCAAAAGUCAAGGACACCUCGUCGCCAAAGAAGAGGACAAAGCAGUCGUUUGUGCCCAGGCCGAGCCGGCUGUGGUGGAGCAAGACGGAGGGGUGGGGUGGGGUGGGACAGGCAGGCUGGGGUCGACUAUCCCCUCACAUCGUCCACCCCCUUGACGCACCGUCGCCCUCGCAUCCCCCGUUUCCCCGUCGCCCUUGCCCUCCCAACGCCCUUACCCCGGUCCCCUCUCGUCGAUUUCUUGUCAACGUCGUGGGGCCACAUUCCGACGCUUCGUACACCACUCCGCGCUCCUCUCGCCUCACGGCGCGCGCUCCUCUCGCCUCCCCGCGCGCGCUUCUCUCGCCUCCCCACGCGCGCUCCUCUCGCCUCCCCGCGCGCGCUCCUCUCGCCUCCCCGCAUGCGCGGCUCUCGCCUCCCCGCGCGCGCUCCUCUCGCCUCCCCGCGCGCGCUCCUCACGCCUCCCCGCGCGCGCUUCUCUCGCCUCCCCGCGCGCGCUCCUCUCGCCUCCCCGCGCGCGCUCCUUUCGCCUCCAGCGCCGCAUCUUCCCGCCUCCCCGCGCGCGCUUCUCUUGCCUCCCCGCGCGGCCUCCUCUCACCAUCGCCAGCCGCGCGCUUCACUUGCCUCCCCGCGCGGCCUCCUCUCACCUCCCCGCGCAUCCUCCUCUCGCCGCCUCACGCGUGCUUCUCUCGCCUCCCCGCGCGAACUCCUCUCGCCUCCCCUCGUGUGCACCUCUCACCCCCCCUCUACCGCCCCUCUUGCCUCCCCGUGCAGCCUCCUCUCACCUCCCUGCGCGUGCUCCACUCGCCUCCCCUCGCGUGGUCCUCUCACCUCACCUUGUGUGCUCCUCUCGCCCCCCCACGCGUGCUCCUCUCUCCUCAUCUUGCGUGCUCCUCUCGCCUCCCCACGCGUGCCCCUCUAAGAUGCGUGAGGGGCUUCACCUCCCGUAUCCUCACUGCCUCUCUGCGUCUCGCGACAGCCUCUGUUCGCGUCGCUGAUCGCAAAUAUUGCCCUUGGCCCCUGCUCACACUCUUGCAACGGCUGUGCUUCCGCAUCCCCUCUGCACGCCCUCUUUCCCCCUCUUCCACGCCCUCAUUUCCCACCCUGCUUGCCCACGUUUCCCCACCUUGCAGUCCCUCACAAGCCCUCAGUGGGGUGCUCCUCUCUCCUCACCUCCCGUGGUCCACUCUGACAGGGCAUGGUGCUCCUCUCCUCUCGCCUCCCGUGCUCCACUCUGAAAUGUGGGACGCUCCUCUCUCCUCACCUCCCGUGCUCCCCUCUGACAGGGGGGUGCUCCUCUCUCCUCACCUCCCGUGCUCCCCUCUGACAGGUGGGGUGCUCCUCUCUCCUCACCUCCCGUGGUCCACUCUGACAGGGCAUGGUACUCCUCUCCUCUCGCCUGCAGUGCUCCACUCUGGAACGUGGGACGCUCCUCUCUCCUCACCUCCCGUGCUCCACUCUGGAAUAUGGGAAGCUCCUCUCUCCUCACCUCCCGUGCUCCCCUCUGACAGGUGGGGUGCUCCUCUCUCCUCACCUCCCGUGCUCCCCUCUGACAGGGGGGUGCUCCUCUCUCCUCACCUCCCGUGCUCCCCUCUGACAGGUGGGGUGCUCCUCUCUCCUCACCUCCCGUGGUCCACUCUGACAGGGCAUGGUGCUCCUCUCCUCUCGCCUCCCGUGCUCCACUCUGGAAUGUGGGACGCUCCUCUCUCCUCACCUCCCGUGCUCCCCUCUGACAGGGGGGUGCUCCUCUCUCCUCACCUCCCGUGCUCCCCUCUGACAGGUGGGGUGCUCCUCUCUCCUCACCUCCCGUGGUCUACUCUGACAGGGCAUGGUGCUCCUCUCCUCUCGCCUCCCGUGCUCCACUCUGGAAUGUGGGACUCUCCUCUCUCCUCACCUCCCGUGCUCCCCUCUGACAGGGGGGUGCUCCUCUCUCCUCACCUCCCGUGCUCCACUCUGGAAUGUGGGACGCUCCUCUCUCCUCACCUCCCGUGCUCCCCUCUGACAGGUGGGGUGCUCCUCUCUCCUCACCUCCCGUGGUCCACUCUGACAGGGCAUGGUGCUCCUCUCGUCUCGCCUCCCGUGCUCCACUCUGGAAUGUGGGACGCUCCUCUCUCCUCACCUCCCGUGCUCCCCUCUGACAGGGGGAUGCUCCUCUCUCCUCACCUCCCGUGCUCCCCUCUGACAGGUGGGGUGCUCCUCUCUCCUCACCUCCCGUGGUCCACUCUGACAGGGCAUGGUGCUCCUCUCCUCUCGCCUCCCGUGCUCCACUCUGGAAUGUGGGACGCUCCUCUCUCCUCACCUCCCGUGCUCCCCUCUGACAGGGGGGUGCUCCUCUCUCCUCACCUCCCGUGCUCCCCCCUGACAGGUGGGGUGCUCCUCUCUCCUAACCUCCCGUGGUCCACUCUGACAGGGCAUGGUGCUCCUCUCCUCUCGCCUCCCGUGCUCCACUCUGGAAUGUGGGACGCUCCUCUCUCCUCACCUCCCGUGCUCCCCUCUGACAGGUGGGGUGCUCCUCUCUCCUCACCUCCCGUGCUCCCCUCUGACAGGUGGGGUGGUCCUCUCUCCUCGCCUCCCGUGCCCCACUCUGACAGGGCAGGGUGCUUCCGGACCUGUUGUUUAGUGCCUGACCUGCCCACCCUCCCCUACACAGCCAACUCAAUUCAAUGA
Messenger RNA from Closterium sp. NIES-65, 3312 nucleotides. NCBI's taxonomy places the organism in Eukaryota, Viridiplantae, Streptophyta, Zygnematophyceae, Desmidiales, Closteriaceae. The record is from the annotation of a GenBank genome assembly.